AUGCACGGUCUCCGCUUCCUAGAGAAUCCUGAGCACCUGCCUCAGCUGCGUCUCAUCGAUCUCCACACCGAAGACUUCGAUCUUCUCUCGAUCUUGACAUCGUUCACUUCCCAAGGACCACACGCCGUACCGGACCGCUUUCCCGCGCUGGAAGACGUAUUGGACGCGCGUCGACAGGCGGGGGGCCUCCAAGCGAUUUACAUACACGUCGCCGAGGAGGUCGCCCUCAUCAAGGCGGGGAGCAUCGGCCAAACCAGUUGCAAGGACCUUCAGGAGGGCACAGUCUUGGAGUCGGUGCGGCGGUUGGAGGCAGUGCGCGGUGUGGAGCUAGUGACCAAGAGCUUCGACAUCUUCUCUAUUUGA
Molecule: messenger RNA, 363 nt
Organism: Peniophora sp. CBMAI 1063
Lineage: Eukaryota; Fungi; Basidiomycota; Agaricomycetes; Russulales; Peniophoraceae
Source: the annotation of a GenBank genome assembly